This is a messenger RNA of Metarhizium acridum CQMa 102, 1362 nucleotides long. RefSeq lists its product as uncharacterized. NCBI's taxonomy places the organism in Eukaryota, Fungi, Ascomycota, Sordariomycetes, Hypocreales, Clavicipitaceae. Gene Ontology annotation, biological process: polysaccharide biosynthetic process. Gene Ontology annotation, molecular function: oxidoreductase activity, acting on the CH-OH group of donors, NAD or NADP as acceptor; oxidoreductase activity, acting on the CH-CH group of donors, NAD or NADP as acceptor; NAD binding. The record is from RefSeq and is a predicted model, not a curated record.
AUGAUGAAAGAUACUAUCAGUACACCCUUCGAGCUUGAAAGCUCUUCUUUCCAGACUCCGGCCGCUGUCGUAUCCGAAGGCAUCACUUCAUUUGACUUUGACAAUCGCAUUCACUAUGAUCUAACUCCUCCUGGGGAGAAGGCCGAGCCUGAACAAGAGGUAUUCCCAAUCACGGAUCCCGUCUCCGUCACAACUCAGCCUCUGGUAGCCAUCAUUGGUGUCGGCUACGUUGGACAUCACCUUGCUCAAGUUUUCUCGCGAGCGUAUAAUGUCCUUGGAUACGACAUUUCCGAAUCUAGAACUCGUCACCUGAAAAAGACCUUUGAGAGCAACAGCAGAGUGAGGUUUUCAUCGUCGCCAUCAGAAAUGAGCCAGGCCACACAUUUUCUCAUAUCAGUGCCAACGCUGCUGCUACCAGACAAGCGCAUCGAUUCAUCGUUUCUCCGUAACGCACUGUCUACAGUUGCCAGGAUCGCGCGGCCAGGAUCAACAGUCAUUAUCGAAAGUUCCGUCGCCGUCGGGAUGACCCGUGAAUACCUCGGACCACUCGCCAGGAAGAACGGACUCUUUGCUGGAAUGUCGCCCGAGAGAGUUGAUCCCGGCCGAACAGAGCCUCCCGCACACGCCAUACCCAAGAUCAUCUCCGGCCUUGACGAUGAGGUCCCAGGGUCGCUGGCCGCCAUACACAAGCUCUACUCGAGGGUCUUCGACCAGGUGACUCCUGUGUCGAGCCCAGAGGUGGCCGAGAUGACGAAACUAUAUGAGAACUGUCAGCGAAUGGUGUGCAUAGCAUAUGCAAAUGAAAUGGCCGAUGCUUGCAUCUCGCACGGCAUUAACCCGUUUGAAGUAUGCAAUGCGGCCGCGACCAAGCCUUUUGGCUAUAUCCCACUUAUGCCUGGUCUUGGAGUAGGAGGCCAUUGCAUCCCAGUCAAUCCCUACUACCUGCUUUCCAAUAACAGCUUCCCAAUUCUCCAGGCGGCAUCUGAGAAAAUGGUAUGCCGCCCCAGGGAGAUAGCGGAGCGAGUGGUGACGAGGCUGUGCAGACGGCUGCCCUUUUGUCGGCCACGCAUCUUGGUGGUUGGUAUGGGCUUCAAACCCGGACAGGCUCAUCUGAUAAACUCCCCCGGAUUGGAAUUGGCAAGGAACUUGAUCCUGGCGAACAAGGUCGAAGUCAGUUGGGUCGAUCCUCUUGUUUCUCAAGACUCCAUCCCUCAGAUUCCCAGGUUCGACGAAAAGGACUGGUCCGUCGCGUCAUUAGACGUGAGCUUUGAGUUGAUAAUAGUUGCCUUCAGACAUAGUGGUUUGGAUUUCGAGCUGCUGGGAAAGCUGCGAAAUGUCGAGGUCGACAUGUGGUGCCCUUGA